CAAGAAGUAAAGCCCAGUAUUAGAGCAAGAAAGAUUCAAGAAGAGAAAAUGAGAAAGCAAAUGCAGAAAGAGGAGUACUGGUGAAGAAGAGAAGAGGAAGAACACUGGAGAAUGGAAAUGAGACGUUACGAAGAGGACAUGUACUGGAGAAGAAUGGAGGAAGAACAGUAUCAUUGGGAUGAUCGCCACUGAAUGCCUGAUGGAGGCUAUCCUCAUGGUCCUCCGGGCCCACUAGGCCUUCUGGGAGUCCAACCAGGCAUGCCUCCUCAGCCACAGGGUCCUGCACCCUUACGUCGUCCUGACUCAUCUGAUGACCGUUACGUAAUGACAAAGCAUGCUACCAUUUAUCCAACUGAAAAGGAAUUACAGGCAGUUCAGAAAAUUGUUUCUAUCACUGAACGUGCUUUAAAACUUGUUUCAGACAGCUUAUCUGAACACGAGAAGAGCAAGAGCAAAGAGGGAGAUGAUAAGAAAGAGGGAGGUAAAGACAGAGCUUUAAAGGGAGUUUUGCGAGUGGGAGUAUUGGUGAAAGGAUUAUUUCUCCGAGGAGAUAGAAAUGUCAACCUUGUUUUGCUGUGCUCAGAGAAACCUUCAAAGACAUUAUUAAGCCGUACUGCAGAAAACCUACCCAAGCAGCUUGCUGUUAUAAGUCCUGAGAAGUAUGACAUAAAAUGUGCUGUUUCUGAAGCGGCAAUAAUUUUGAACUCAUGUGUGGAACCCAAAAUGCAAGUCACUAUCACCCUGACAUCUCCAAUUAUUCGAGAAGAGAACAUGAGGGAAGGAGAUGUAACCUCAGGUAUGGGGAAAGACCCACCGGACAUCUUGGACAGGCAAAAAUGCCUUGACGCUCUGGCUGCUCUAGGCCACGCUAAGUGGUUCCAGGCUAGAGCUAAUGGUCUACAGUCCUGUGUGAUUAUCACACGUAUUCUCCGGGACCUCUGUCAACGAGUUCCAACUUGGUCUGAUUUUCCAAGCUGGGCGAUGGAGUUACUAGUACAGAAAGCAAGCAGUAGUGCUUCUAGUCCUCAAAGCCCUGGAGAUGCUCUGAGAAGAGUGCAUUUUGAGUGCAUUUCUUCAGGGAUUAUUCUUAAAGGUAGUCCUGGACUUCUGGAUCCUUAUGAGAAGGAUCCCUUUGAUGCCUUGGCGACAAUGACUGACCAGCAGCGUGAAGACAUCACAUCCAGUGCACAGUUUGCAUUGAGACUCCUUGCAUUCCGCCAGAUACACAAAGUUCUAGGCAUGGAUCCACUACCACAGAUGAACCAGCAUUUUAACAUCCACAACAACAGAAAACGAAGAAGGGAUAGUGAUGGAGUUGAUGGAUUUGAAGCUGAGGGGAAAAAAGAAAAAAAGAUUAUGAUAACUUUUAAAAAGUUUCUGUAAAUCUACAGUGUUAAAAAACAACAGGUGCCCAUUCGUUGGCUGUUUUUCAUUCAUAAUGAUGUCUACUUUGAAAAAAUUAUCGAGAAUUUAAAGAAUUUCAUGGAAGAACCAAGUUUUUCUAUGAUACUAAAAUCUUAAUGUACAGUGUUAGGUAUUAUAUGAAUGGAAAGACACAC
Messenger RNA from Bubalus bubalis (water buffalo), 1559 nucleotides. Its product is annotated as zinc finger RNA-binding protein-like. Gene Ontology annotation, molecular function: double-stranded RNA binding; single-stranded RNA binding. The transcript has a single exon. Gene Ontology annotation, cellular component: precatalytic spliceosome. The record is from RefSeq and is a predicted model, not a curated record. NCBI's taxonomy places the organism in Eukaryota, Metazoa, Chordata, Mammalia, Artiodactyla, Bovidae. The coding region runs from base 193 to 1383 and encodes 396 amino acids.